UUGGCUCCAUCAGUCGAAUUCUUCCAGUGGCCUGAAGGCAAAAGUGUGUUUUUUAAUCGAAAAAAGAAAAAAUGAUUCUAAAAGCGGUGGUUUUGUUGCUGAUUCCGGUUUCCCUGGCAGUCGAACAGGAAUCGAGCUAUCCUUUGUGGCAACCCCUACUUGGAUUAUUAGAGACCUGCCAAUCGAAGAACUACCAGCUGCAGGAGAAACUUUCGGAGGUCCAAAGUCAACUAUUCGAAGUUAAUCUAAAAAAAAAAGACUUGCAGGCCGAAAUAGCUCAACAAGCUGCUCAAAUCACUCGGUUGCAGGACCAAACCUCUGAACUCGGCAAGCUGAAGGAUCUUUUCAGGGAAGAGAUAGCAAAGUUGCGGGAAGUUGUGAAAAGUGGAAGUGGAACUGAACCCAAUGAGGCAGAAAAGAAUGCGACUAUUGCGGAAAGUGGAGAAUUGGCAAAAAAUGAAGCUACGAAUACUACUCACUUCAACUCAACUCAAGUUGAUCUUCCAGAUCGGUGUCCAUCAACACAAGAUACAUGGCGGGUCUACCGAGAAAUUCAAUUCCCAGGAUUGGAACCUUUUCAAGUAACUUGCUACUCAUAUAAGAGGGUUGGAUCUGGAUGGAUGGAGGUUUUUUUUAAAAAUUAUUAUUCAACGGAAUUUAAUCAAACAUAUGAUCAGUAUAUAAACGGAUUUGGAGAUGUGGAGGAGGAACACUUCAUUGGACUUGAAAAAUUACAUAUUUUAACGAGCCAGAAGCCGCAUGAGGUGUAUAUUACCUAUUAUACACCUCCUGCAGGCAUCCAUAGUCGCAGAUUCUAUGAAGUAUUAUGCAGGAACUUCGUUGUGGGCGACAGGAGCGAAGGUUACAGCCUGAAACGGCUUGACGGCUGUAGUGGAGAUACUUCCCACUUCAAUCUCAUUCAGGGAACAAAGUUCUCGACAUUCGAUCGCAAUCAAGAUGGGAAUCCGGAUCACAACUGGUCACGGGAUUAUGGCAAUGGAUUCUGGUUUAAUGCUGGAAAGCCAAUUUUUGAAAAAGGGGCAUUCAUUCAUUUUCUAAUACGAAGGUAGGAUUGAAGAUCUCAUAAGCUCUCAGAAGUGGCCUUUGGAAAAUAAAAUAUUAUGACAAGAUGACUGGAAUUUGAAUAUUAUGUUAUUUGAUUGUUAAAAAAG
Drosophila ananassae is the source of this 1172-nucleotide messenger RNA. Its product is annotated as angiopoietin-4. The coding region runs from base 72 to 1070 and encodes 332 amino acids. NCBI's taxonomy places the organism in Eukaryota, Metazoa, Arthropoda, Insecta, Diptera, Drosophilidae. The transcript is spliced from 4 exons. The record is from RefSeq and is a predicted model, not a curated record.